Cordyceps militaris CM01 is the source of this 426-nucleotide messenger RNA. RefSeq names its product Acyl-CoA-binding protein, ACBP. Bases 1 to 426 code for a protein of 141 amino acids. Lineage: Eukaryota; Fungi; Ascomycota; Sordariomycetes; Hypocreales; Cordycipitaceae. The transcript is spliced from 3 exons. Gene Ontology annotation, biological process: fatty acid metabolic process. Gene Ontology annotation, molecular function: long-chain fatty acyl-CoA binding. The record is from RefSeq and is a predicted model, not a curated record.
AUGUCUGCCGCUUUCACCAAGGCCGCCGAGGACUCCAAGAAGCUCCUCGCCAAGCCCAGCAACGAUGAGCUCCUCGAGCUCUACGGUCUCUACAAAGUCGGCAACGGCGAAGACAUCUCCAGCGCCCCCGCCCCCGGCAUGUUCGAUAUGAAGGCAAGUCACCAUUACCCCUCACCUCCUCCAUCGCGCGACCCUCCUCCACGACGGCAUCCACGAGGCGAUAUGUACAAUGGCUGGAGAAGCGCCGCGCGAGAUCUCGUCUUCAAUAUAGAUGGGGGCAAGGCCAAGAAGAACGCAUGGCAAAAGAUCGUCGACGAGGGUAUCUCGGCCGAGACCGCCCAGGAGCGCUACGUCGCUCUCGUCGAGCAGCUCAAGGCCAAGCACGGCUUUGACGAGAACAAGGUCCCCGAAGCUGUUGGCAACUAA